Molecule: messenger RNA, 8285 nt
Organism: Corythoichthys intestinalis (scribbled pipefish)
Lineage: Eukaryota; Metazoa; Chordata; Actinopteri; Syngnathiformes; Syngnathidae
Gene: rpusd2
Product: RNA pseudouridine synthase domain containing 2
Exons: 4
Coding region: 425-1924 (499 amino acids)
Biological process (GO): enzyme-directed rRNA pseudouridine synthesis
Molecular function (GO): pseudouridine synthase activity; RNA binding
Source: RefSeq, a predicted model, not a curated record
CUGGACUUCUAGCGAUGUCAGUGGCACUGAAAGAUGAGCAUUCAUGGCCAGUCAUUCCACUUUAAAUGAAUUGGACGUCUAUUGCCAUUAUUAGCUUGCAAUAAGUGUAGUACUAUAGGCAGGGGUGCACAUAAGUGGUCCGAAUGCGCGCAUGCGUACUGGACGUAGACAAACGCGCUGGCUCUCAAGGGCUUCCAUACGCUUUUGCGUACCGAUGGCUGACCACUGUAUUUGCGGCGGACACGAGAAAAUAACUUCUCAAAAUGUCGAAGAGGCAGGCCACACUGAGUAAUUACUUCCGUGUUCCCCCACCCCCGUCAAAAGACAGACGACAGAGACGUCACCGGAGCUACCGAAAAAAAGGACUUAUGCUGAAAAGUGGCUACAGGAGGUAAAAUACGUCCCAAUUCGUGGCGUGUCGUCGAUGGAGCAGGCAGCUGCCACACCGGUAGAAGAUGAAAACCCGGUGUCGGCAGGAAGAACCACGGAGGAAGAAGCCAAAGUAACCGGCAAACGGAAAAGCGAUGAGGCGAGCGGUUUCAGUAAGAACCAGAGAAGACCCCGAAGAAAGAAGCUCCGUGCCGGGGAGAGAUACGUGCCUCCUCCGCAGAAGCGAAACCCCGGUGUUAGUUUCAGCCAGGAACACUUCGACGAAACCUCGUACUACUUCGAGGACGGCCUGCGUAAAGUGCAUCCGUAUUAUUUUGACUUCAAGACCUACUGCAAAGGUCGCUGGAUCGGAAAGAGCCUUAUGGAAGUGUUCGAGAGUGAGUUCAGAUCGGAGUCCAUUGAGUAUUACCAGAAGGCUGUCAAAGAGGGUCGCAUCCGCUUGAACGAGAGCCCAGUGGAUGACUUGUCUAUAAUACUCAAGAACAACGACCACAUGAAGAAUACCGUCCACCGUCACGAGCCCCCUGUCGUCGGCAAGCCUCUGGAGGUCCUGGUGGACGACGGCGAAGUCGUAGUGGUGGACAAGCCCGCCUCCAUCCCGGUCCACCCUUGCGGCCGUUUCCGACACAACACAGUGAUUUUCAUCCUGGGGAAAGAACUGGGCAUCUCUAAGCUGCACACGGUCCACAGAUUGGACAGACUCACUUCGGGAGUGCUGCUCUUUGCCAGAACUCUGGAGAUUUCCAAGAAACUGGACCAGCUGGUGAGAGACAGGAAGCUUGAAAAGGAGUACGUGUGCCGAGUAGAAGGUGAGUUUCCGGAAGGUGAGUUGAUCUGCGAGGAGCCCAUCCUGGUCGUGUCCUUUAAAAUCGGGUUGUGCCGCGUCGACCCCAAGGGGAAGGAGUGUCGGACCGUGUUCCAGAGACUUAGCUUUAACGGCAAGACCAGCGUGGUGCGCUGUUUGCCACUGACGGGCCGUACGCAUCAGAUUAGGGUGCACCUCCAGUACCUGGGCUUCCCCAUCCUCAACGAUCCCAUCUACGGAGCUGACGCCUGGGGUCCUCACAGAGGGAAGGGGGGUUUGGUAGGAAAGAGUGACGAGGAGCUACUCAAGGCUCUGGUGGAGGAACAUCGGAAUCAGGAGAGCCUCCAUUUGCUGGAGGUUUCUGACAACGGGACGGUUUUAUCUCAAGAUGGACUAAAAGAUCAUCCAGAUGGAUCGUGUGAAGCCAGCAAAAUUGGAGGGACUCGCCAGUCUCAAUGUGGUGACCUAACAUCGCUUACCGUUAACGUUAGCAGUGACAAUACCUUACCUGAAGAAUCUCAAGACCCUCUACCAGAUGAUAAAUCGCAGAGAAAUCAAAAGCAGUUUCCAAAAGACCCCUUGUGUAGUGAGUGCAAACUUAUACGGGCUGACCCCACUGAAAAGGAACUUAUCAUGUACCUGCAUGCCUUACGAUACAAGGGUCCAGACUUUGAAUAUUCAACACAGUUACCCGAGUGGGCCAAAGAUGACUGGUUAGAAGUGGACUGACUCCGCUGAUAUUGCUUUACAUAUUAAGAGGAUUUUGAAGGGGAAAAAUUGGGGAAAAGAUAAAAUAUUCAUUUGUUUUGGAUUUUUUUUAUGGUAGGUGCAUCAAUAGCAAUAAUGAACAUUGAAAAUAAGAGUUUUCCCAUUGAACUUCAUGUUCAAGAACAUGUUUAGCUGCAUAUAGGCCUUAUUCACAUAAUGUCAUACCCUUUUCUGGGUUUGUCAAUAGGAGUGUAUCCCUCUGUGAAACGCCAUUGAGUUUAUAUGGAUCACAAAGAAUCUACAAGGACGAAACAUUGAUUUAAAAGGUAAAAUGAAGUAGGGCUGUCACAAAUGACAAAUUUUCUCCCGAUUAGUCAGCCGACUAUUUUUACGGUGAAUCGACUAAUAACUUUUUUUUUUUUUUUUUUUUUUUUUAGUAAUUUAGCAAUGACAUUUUUGUUGACGCUUAUUAAUUCACUAAAACAUUUUGAACACUUAAAUUCUUUAUUAAAGUACAAAUAAACAUAUAAAUAACAAUAAUAAAUCAUAAAUAGACAAUGAGGUCAAAUGCUGAUAGCAUUAACUAGUACACAAGAAAGCAAGCCCGUCUCAUCAGACCAUAGGACAUAGGUCCAGUAAUCCAUGUGCUUUGUUGACAUGUCUUCAGCAAACUGUUUGCGGGCUUUCUUGUGUACCAUCUUCAGAAGAGGCUUCCUCCUGGGGUGACAGCCAUGCACACCAAUUUGAUGUAGAGUGCGCCGUAUGGUCUGAGCACUAACAAGCUGAAACAACCCCCACCCACCUCUUUAAUCUCUGCAGCAAUGCUGACAGCACUCCUGUAACGAGUCACAUGACAUUUUGGAGGGAAAAUGACAAGCAGUACUCAAUUUGGACAUUUAGGGAUGGAUAUUUUUUCAAAGGGGUGUACUCACUCUUGUUGCCAGGGGUUUAGAUAUUAAUGGCUAUAUUUUGAGGGGAAAAUAAAUGAACUGUAUUAUAUAAGCUGCACAUAGACUACUUUUUAUCGUGUCAAAGUGUCAUGUUGUCCCAUGAAAAGAUAUACUUAAAUAUCUGCAGAAAUGCGAGGGCUGUACUCGCUUUUGUGAUACACUGUAACAUUUUGAGUAACUGCUUAUAUUUGUGUUAAUUUUUUUUUUUUUUUUUUUUUUUUUUUUUUUUGAACAGUGGUAUUUUUUUUCCUAAGCACAGUUAUAUGAACUGUUGUUGUAAUAGCAAUAUGCAAUAACCCAUUACAUAAUCACAUUAAGCCAAAGAAAUACAAGGGAAAAAAUAAUAAUUGAAUGGCGUACUGCAAGCAACACGUCACUUUUGCCCAUUAAUAUUCAUGACGUGAGAAAUUGUUGUUGGCGGGUCAACCUCCCGUUUGUCCCAAAUAAUAAAUGAAUGGAAAUGGUGCACAAACGAGAUGCUUACUGAGCUAAACCUACCAACUCUGACUGAAAAUGAUGUCCCUGGUGCCUAAUUCACUGGUAAAGAUGUGGAAGAACAUACAAAUGUUCAGUUAAAGAGAUGGUUUGAGUGUCGAGGGCGGGAAAAGAGUCGACCUGAUCCAGAGUUAGCUUUUUUAUCGACACCUUUUUCUUGUGAGCAUUGCCCUACGCCACUGACAAUGAGAUUCUCCUGUUUCAAAAAUCUAUCCUUUACCACCAUAUGCCCUGUCUAUCUUAUAUAUUAUAUCCUCUGGUUUUCCUACGUCUCUAACCAUUUUUGGGGGCAAUUUACAUUACUAUUUUUGUGUAGCGAUCGCAAAUGCUACUCAGUGACAGCCAACGAACUCUUAAUUUUUUCAUUAACAACAAAUCUUAAUACUAUAAUUUAUUUACACUUCCCCCUGACUAAAGUUUUUUUUUUACAACAGAAAACGUAACAGUGGCUGUCAGAUACCAUUUUAAUUUUUUUCAGGUCAUAGGACAGAAGCAGAAUGGCAAAGCGCCACGCUAAAAAAUAAGUAAAAAUAUCAAAAUGGCUUACCUCUUCGUCCUCUGUAGGACCAUGGCCCGCAACAAAACGUUUACCGCAUCUUCUGCCCUCAGUUGAGCGUAUGGCUACUCAACCUUGACAGCGAGCUAAACACCUAAGAAAUGGAGUUCCAAACAGAGACAGCAGACUUGGUCUUUUUCUACCGUUUCAUUUGUUUUCUUUUAUUGAACUUUACUUUCAUUGUUUUGUAAAACUGCAAACAUACAAAAAACACCAAUGUUAUACACAAAUGGUUCCAUUCAACAACAACGUGUUACAGUAAAACAACAGAAAAACUGGCUAAAUUAUGAGCAAAUAAAAUGAAGUGGCUAAUUUAGCUUAGCACAAAACGUGUUGCUUCGUGCCACAUAAAUGACAUAAAAAUAACAGAAUAGAUAAACUGAAAUGACAUCAGACCCAUUGAUAAAACGUGCAAACUUAGAUUUUGUUUUGUCAAGGGUUCCCAACGAUGUGUGGUGCAGAAGGGAGGUGUGUAACGACUGAACACCUCAAGGCCUCUUUUCUAACUUGUUCUUUUCGCCUGCUGCUUACAGCAACUCACCACUAGGGGAAGCCAAGCGCACAUAGUGAAACCAAAGAAAAACUUUACAGUCCAGAGUUACAAUAGACCCUACUCACGUGACGUCACAGCCACGCCCCCGCGCCAUGUUGUCCGUAUACUCGUCAUGUUAAUGCAUUAGCGCUUCGUAAAUUCCUCCUAUUAUGGCGUGUUUUUCUGCUCGUCAACAUUAAUAAUCAAAAUGGUGAAGUCGUGUGUGGCGGUCGGUUGCAAAAACAGAGAAGAUAGACGGAGAGACUUGAGGUUUUACCGUAUUCCGAGAGACCCGGAGAGGAGAGCGAGAUUGACUGCUGCAAUUCGACGAGAAAACUGGGCUCCAAACGACUACCACGGAUUAUGUAGUAGUCAUUUUAUAUCUGGUAAGAUGCAUUUAAUAUAUAUUUAGAGGGUUUAGGGCUGACAACCACAAUUAAGAUCAUUGCUAGGCUAAUCGCCGACAACAUACACUCAGACGUUGUGAAUGAACUACCUGAAAAUAUAUAAUUAUAAGGGGAUAAUAAGACAGUUGUCAUACAAUUAAUUUACAAUUUCACUAUUGAGGUCAAAAGCCAAAAAAUAAAUUCAACUAGGGACAAUCUGGAGUAGUGCUAUCGCACUUCAUAUUUAUUACAUAUUAUAUAUGCAUGUAGUGAGAGUGCUAUCGCUAAACCAUAUAAACAUUAAAAGCCCUAGCUCCAUUGACAAAUGACAUGAAAUACAUUAGACUUGACAGUGGAUGUUAGCAAGAACAAAAGAUUUUGAAUUGAAAAUUUCGUAACUCACCUUCCCGAGCACAAGAUUCCUGCCGAAUUUUCGUGUACGAGGACCUGUUUCACCCAACCAGCAACGUAGCAUUUGUAAGCCUCCAAACUCUUAAAGUUUUUCAAACUUUCGUGAGAAUAGGCUGAUUUUGUGUGGACAAGAUAGUUGUAAAUAUCAGGGUCAGGCAAAGACGGCGAAGACAGCGGGUCGAAAAACAUCGAUUUAGGCAUCAAAUAUGGAUCUGGCGAAUGGAUAAACUGAAGCUUUUCCACAUAACGCCUUUUAUGCAACGCAUCCAAUGAGUUUACGGCGUCAGAUAACACCGGGGCUUCCAUGAAUUGCUCUAUAACUUGCACGACUAAUUGAAAACAAUGAGAAUAGGUCUAAAAAAUACGGACAAUAUGGCGGCCGGAUACAGCGACACGUCAUUUUGUGACGUAGGUGAGUAGGGUCUAUAGCGACAUCCGGUGGACGGAUGAACAAUUUAAAAUCCCAGAAAGAAAUCAAAUCCAGGCAUGAAAAUGGGUCCGGGGUUAAAAAGGUGAGAAGGUGUGGAGGAAAUAUGUUCCGGUGUUCGGUCAUUCCUUACUACGCGGGGAAACGUCCUACACAAUGCUAAGCGCGCUUGCGCAUGCAUCCACACGCAUGCGCACAUCGGUUAGAAGCGGCGAGUACUCACUAUUUUGGUUUUGAUUUAGUUAUUUAGAACCUUUUCACUGCCUCAAAGAUACUUUUUGCAUGUACUACCAUCUCAUAUUUUUAACCGUUGUGUUUUUUUGUGUUAGCUUUGAAGCAGUUGACCACAUUAGUCACGUAGCGUAUUUAAACCGUCCUUUUGAUAUUUAAAUACUUUCUGCAGGCAUUUUUUUAGUACGUUAUUCCUGUAUGCAUCUAAACACAACAAGUUUAGAGCGCACAGUAGUACUUAAGGUGUCAAAUUUGACUAAUGUAGGACGUUUCGCCGAUGUAGGAGAUUUUGGCAGAACACCGGUACACUGUACAACUAGGGCUGUCCCAAAUGACUAAUUUUCUACCGGUUAGUCAGCCGACUAUUUUUGCCCUUUUUUUUUUCUCGCUAAUUUAGCAAUAAAAUUUUUGAUGACGCUUAUUAAUUCACAAAAACAUAUUGUAACACUUAAAUUCUUCAUCAAAGUACCAAUAACACGUAAAUAACAAAUCACGAAUAAACAAUGAGGUCAAAUGCCAAUAGGAUUAACUAGUGCAAAAUGAUGGAACCUAAACAGAUUCAGAACACUGACUUCGCCUUUCCAACAGUAUUGAAAACAAUUCUUAUAAAAAUAUCUAGCAUUAAUAUUAUAGUAUACUACUAUAUAUAAUAGUAUUAUAGUACUCAUUGCCAAUCAGAUUUUUCAUAAAGGGUGUCCUUUUAAAGCUAUUCUUAGUGUAGAAUCUGAAGUCUGAAGUAAAGUAUGUGGGAUUAACUCCAGAAAUCGUAUUUAUAUGACGAACAUGAAGUGCUUUUAUUUUGAAAUGUUUACCGGACGUAUGUUCGCUAAAUGGCUCACCGCUUUACACUCCGCAAAAGUCAGUAAUCGUUUUUUUCAUUUGCAAAUGCUGUUAGCCUGCGAUUUUCACGUUUGAAGUGUCACCUUUUAACCGCAAGUUUGCGUUUUGGAUAAGACUGCCAAUGUUUUAUAGCAGGCUAAAGGAGGUUGUCUUUUUUCCCCCAUUAGCCUCAAUGUAGCAAUGCUAACGUUUACAGUGUUUAAUAUACUACAUGUGUUUCCUUAUUUUGUAUCUUUGAACUUUAAUUCUACGGCGUGUUGAUAACCAAUAAACUUCUGUGAAAGGAACUUGAGUCUCAUAUGCCAUCAAAACGCACGUGUCCACGCACGCACAAAUGUAUGCACGCGACGAUAAAACGCAGCCGUGAAAAUUACCGCCUUCAUUUUUAUUUACUGUGCGAUAAAUUGACUCAUUGCAUAUCACCAAAGGCUUAGCAACUUCAAUUAAACAUGUCGUUAUUAGUUAGAUGGACUUACAAACUGGGUGAUGGCGCUUUAGGUGUUCAUUCACGGCCAACGUGCAGCCAAGCUUGGCAUUGAAGAGACAGGAAAACAGUGAACCCUCCUUUGUUUCGUUGAAAUAAGUCAAUGUUUUGGCCACUCUGGUGCACUUUUUUGGCUUUGUACCGCUUUCCCCACUUGCAUACCAAGCGUCCGACAUUAAAAAAAAUCUCCCGACCCCUCCCCUUAAAAAAAUUCUCCUCAGAUCAACACAAUUCACGUAGGUCACCCUUUUUGACUUCAAAACGGCGAAUUUUGCCGAAAGGUGAGAGAUUUUCAUGCCUGCAAAUCUUAAAGAUAGUCAACUUAAGUUUAAGGGACAGAACACUGCAUAUGAGAUGUGAAUGGCUUCACCUUGCUGGCAUUAAACUGGUCUUUUGGACGCGUAUGAAGAAAAUAACCUUCAUAUGUCGUAAUGUCGAGUCAUUUGUACAAGUUCCAUAGCAGCAGUGUUUGAUCGGCAUGUUUUUUUUUUUUUUUUUUUAAAGAUUACCGGAGAAAACGAGCAGAAAUAACAUGGAUUGUAUGCGAGGGUGUGUUAAUAAUGUCCCACUUCCGUUUUACGAUGGCGACGUCACAGUCUAAAAAUAGCAUUCAUGCGGUAUGCUAUUGCGAUGAGGGAGAAAAAAAAAUACAUAAAUGAACCAUUAUUCGCCCAAACAGCAUGAGUGCCCUCUGGUGGAGAAAAUAGUUCUUAGUUUGAAUCGUGGAGAUUUCCUUCAUAAUUACUAUUUUGAAAGUUAAAGGAUCAUACCUCCGAGGAAAAAUGUAACGACUCUUAUGUAGCCCAAAGUAGUGGAGUAAGAGUAGCGUUUUUUUCUUCAGAAAUCUAAAGUAAAAGUAAAAAGUGUAGCUUAGUAAAACUACUCUUAAAAGUACUUUUCUCAAAAAGUGACUUGAGUAAAUGUAACGGAGUACAUGUAACGCAUUACUACCCACUUCUGAUCACAAUAAAACCUUUAAAGUGGGUUUAUGAUAAAAAAUUGAUCUUUUGUUUAAUUAUAUGAGGCAAAUUCGCGCUGGUCAACAAAAGAAAAACUCAGUCAGUGUGCAU